UUCUCCACGGAGGCCUGGGAGGCGGCUGGGUAGGAGGGAGGAACGGUAGGGUCCCUGAAACCAAGACCCCUUUCCCCAACCCGAGUGCCUCUCCUUCCCUUUCCUCUUCCUUCCACUAGGGAAAGGGGAACGUGGAAGGAAAUUAACUUUGACCCCUGGAUUCUGGCUCUGGGCCCAAAACUUGGGUGGAUGGCAGAGGUUUCCAGGACCCUCCCCCCGCCCCGCUCCCCCUCCCCUCCGCCUUCCUCGCCCCGUUAAGCUGCCCAGCAGACUGAGAAGGAGUUCAUCCUGGAGGGGCUGGCGGAGUGGUGAACGGGGAAGACUGGGGGCGGCGGGAAGGGCAGCGGGAGCCCGACCGGUCCCACCCCCAGCUGCAACCCCUGGCAGGAAGAGAUCGUCCCGGGAGCCGCCGCCGAAAGGGACGGAGCUCCGGAGGGCGGGCGCCCGAGCGGUGGCGGGGGCGGGCGGGGGCAGCCAUGCUCCUGUCCGGGGGCGACCCUCCAGCGCAGGAAUGGGUCAUGGUGCAGACCAAAUCGAAGCCCCGGGUGCAGCGGCAGAGGCUGCAAGUGCAGCGCAUCUUCAGGGUCAAACUGAACGCCUUCCAGAGCCGCCCGGACACCCCCUACUUCUGGCUGCAGCUCGAGGGGCCCAGGGAGAACCUGGGCAAAGCCAAGGAGUAUCUGAAGGGCCUGUGCAGCCCGGAGCUAUGGAAGGAGGUCCGCUACCCACCUGCCCUGCACUGUGCCUUCCUUGGGGCCCAGGGCCUCUUCCUCGACUGCCUCUGCUGGAGCACUCUGGCCUACCUGGUGCCUGGCCCCCCUGGCUCCCUGAUGGUGGGUGGGCUGACUGAGUCUUUCAUCAUGACCCAGAACUGGCUGGAGGAGCUGGUGGGACGGCUGCGCUGGGGCCCUGCCCCUCUGCUCACCCCCCGGGGGAUCUGGGAGGCUGAGGUGACCCGGGCCUUUGGGGCUUUGGUCUGGAUCCGUGGUGAUCAGUAUGCAGGAGACCUGCUGCAGCUGCCCCCAGCGGUCCAGGAGCUGCUGCUGAGCUUGGUGCGGGACGCUGCUGGCAAGGAGGACAUCAUUGAGUGGCUCAGCCGCAUCGGCACCUCCAACGCCCGCUCUGAUCCGGAGGUCAUGAUCUGCCCACCUCACCAGCGGAAGGAAGGCCCUGCCAUGAUGUCCGUGGGAGAUGGUUCUGGUCCCUUCCUGGAGAUGAAGACCCUCCAGAAUGGGAGCACAGAAAAUUCAAAGAAAUUAACCAGCCUGGGAGCCACCCCAGGUCAGAAUGCACAGCAGGAGACAGCAAACCAACUGGUACGGGUCGGUUCCAACAACCAAGGUGGUAUGGACAGUGCUCGCAAGGAAGGGCCAGUGCCAGGAGCCAGCAACCAGGACUCUGUGAACCACUCACAAACCCUAUCACAGCAGAGGCAGGUCCAGAGGAUGGAAGACAAACUCCCCUUCCCGCCUCCAGUGUCAGCCCUGGGCGUGUGCCCCCCCUGGAAGGCCUGGGCCCCGGGGCCAGCCUUUGGGCCCUUGUGGCCGGGGGCUAUUGCUGCAACCUUCUGGAGGAUCAAUGAACUGCAUUCCCUCCACCUGGCCUGGCUGCUGUCCCAGGCGUGCUUCAGUUUCCCCUUCUGGCAGAGGCCGCUGGGCCCCAUUCAGUUCAAACUGCCAGGGCAGAGUCCUUUGCCCUUAAACCUCGAGUGGAAGCAGAAGGAGCUGGUUCCUUUGCCUAGUGUGGAAAGCCCAGAUUGUAGACCAGAUGGAGGGCCGGGAGGAGAGGCAACCCUACAGAAUUGCCCAAGGCCAGAGACCCCCAAAAAAGUCAUGAGUUUAUUGGUGGUCUCAGGGGGCUCGGGUAUAAAGGACAAGGCUAGCCCAGAACUUCCACAGAUAGGGCCACCUUUGACCUCUACACACCAACUCCAAGCUGGAAGUGAGCUGGGUGAUCACGGAAAUGUGCAGUGGGAUUGUAAGGGGCCAGAAGAGAGGCCCUUUCCAGCACUGUCCACAGGUCAAGGGGUGCGUACAGCUCAAGGGACGCCUGUGGCUCAACGGGGGCUAACGGCCCAGUCAAUACCUGAUGCUCAAACAGUGCCUGAAACUCUUGAAGUGCCCAUGGCUUCAGCAGUGCCCACAACUCAAACCUCACCCACAAACCAAGUGCUGUCUGCAGCCCCCAAAGUGCCUACAACUCAAAUGAUGCCAGCAGUCCACACAGAACCUGCAGCUCCCAAAGUGCCUUUGGCUCCAACAAAGCCUGCAGCUCAAGUGGUGCCCACAGCUCAAAAGGCAGCCGUGGGUCAACUGGCAUCGGCAGCUCACACGGUGCCUGCAACUCAGAAAAUUCCCACAGCUCAGAAAAUGCCUGCAGCUAAAACAUCACCUGCAGGCCCCAAAACUCCCAAAGGUCAAACUGGGCCUGCAACUAAAACAGGGUCCGCAGCUCCCAAAGCACCUGCAGCCCCCAAAGCCUCCAGAGCUCCAAAAACGCCUGCAGCUCAGAAGGCGCCCACAGAUCCAGCCCCAGCCUUGGAUGCAGCCAAACUCCUGAGUGAGGUUCAACCUCUGUCAAGGGGCAGUGCCUCCUCCCUGAAGGGCCAGGGAGAGGCCAGGAGGCAGGGUCCCCAGUUCAGCAGCACCUUGGCUCCUAGUAGUAAGCACCAACCUCAGGUGAGCGGACUCCUAGGGGCUUGGGAGGGGGCCCCGAGGCAGCCACCUCGACAACCACAGGCGAACAACACAGUGACCAGCUUCCAGAGGUACCAUGAGGCCCUCAAUACACCCUUUGAGCUGAACCUGUCAGGAGAACCAGGGAACCAGGGGCUGCGGCGAGUGGUCAUUGACGGCAGCAGCGUGGCCAUGGUGCAUGGCCUCCAGCACUUCUUCUCUUGUCGUGGCAUUGCUAUGGCCGUGCAGUAUUUCUGGAACCGGGGACACCGAGAGGUCACUGUGUUUGUACCCACCUGGCAGCUGAAGAAGAACCGGAGGGUGAGAGAGAGUCACUUCCUGACGAAGCUACACUCCCUCAAGAUGCUUUCAAUCACCCCCUCCCAGCUUGAGAAUGGCAAGAAGAUCACCACCUAUGAUUACAGGUUCAUGGUAAAGCUGGCGGAGGAGACAGAUGGCAUCAUCGUCACCAAUGAGCAGCUCCACAUCCUGAUGAAUAAUUCCAAGAAACUGAUGGUCAAAGAUCGCCUGCUGCCCUUCACCUUUGCGGGGAAUCUCUUCAUGGUGCCUGACGACCCCCUGGGCCGCGAUGGCCCCACUCUGGAUGAGUUUCUGAGGAAGCCAAAUAGGUUGGACACUGACAUUGGCAACUUCCUGAAGGUGUGGAAGACGCUUCCUCCCAGCUCAGCCAGCAUCUCUGAACUGAAUGAUGCCACUGACCCAGGGCCCUUGGAGAGGCCUCAGAAAGUAGAAGUCAGGGAGGAGAAGAAGGAGAGGCAUGAUGAAGAGCCAAUGGAGAGGCAGGACGAGGAGCAGAGGGAGGGGCAAGGCACACAGAGGCCAGCCGAGGAAGAGGACCUGGACUCCUCGCUGGUGUCGGUGUUUAGGGCUGAGUGCCCUUCCCUUUCCGAGGAAAUUCUCCGGUGCCUCAGCCUCCAGGACCCCCCUGAUGGGGCCCUAGACAUUGACCUCGUACCGGCCGUGGCUUCUCCCUCCCUGGGCAUCCCCUGGGAUGGGAAGGCUCCCUGCCAGCAGGUUCUUACUCACCUGGCCCAGAUGACCAUCCCCAGCAACUUCACUGCGCUCUCCUUCUUCGUGGGGUUCAUGGACUCCCACCGGGAUGUCAUUCCCGACUAUGAAGCCCUCGUGGGCCCCUUGCAUAGCCUCCUCAAGCAGAAGCCAGACUGGCAGUGGGACCAGGAGCACGAGAAGGCCUUCUUGUCCCUGAAGCGAGCCCUGGUGUCUGCCCUCUGCCUGACGGCCCCCAACUCCCAGCUGCCCUUCCGUAUGGAGGUGAUGGUGAGCCAAGUGGCCUUGACGGCCAUUGUCUACCAGGAGCACUCAGGGAGGAAGCACACCAUCGCUUAUACCUCGAAACCCCUCCUCCCCGAUGAGGAGAGCGAGGGCCCCCAGUCAGGGGGAGACAGCCCCUAUGCUGUGGCCUGGGCCCUCAAGCAUUUUGCCCGCUGCAUUGGAGACACCCCAGUGGUCCUGGACCUUUCCUACGCUGCCCGGACCACUGUGGACCCUGAGGCACGGGAGGGCCGCAGGGUUUCCAAAGCAUGGUUGAUCCGAUGGUCCCUCUUAGUACAGGAUAGAGGCAAGAGGGCCCUGGAGUUGACCCUUCUCCAGGGUUUGCUGGGGGAAAACCGACUGCUGACGCCCGCAUCCUCCAUGCCUCGUUUCUUCCAGGUUCUGCCUCCUUUUUCCGACCUGUCUACUUUUGUCUGUAUCCACAUGUCGGGCUAUUGCUUUUACCGUGAGGAUGAGUGGUGUGCUGGCUUUGGUCUCUAUGUCCUGUCUCCCACCAGUCCCCCUGUGUCCCUUUCCUUCUCUUGCUCGCCUUACACACCAACCUAUGCCCACCUGGCUGCCGUGGCCUGUGGCCUGGAGCGCUUCGGCCAGUCCCACCUCCCAGUGGUUUUCCUUACGCACUGCAACUGGGUCUUCAGCCUCCUCUGGGAGCUCCUGCCCCUGUGGAAGGCUCGGGGCUUCCUGUCCUCCGAUGGGACCCCGCUACCUCACCCGAGCCUGCUCUCCUACAUCAUAUCCCUUACCUCCGGCCUCUCAUCCCUUCCAUUUAUCUACCGAACCUCCUACCGUGGCUCCCUGUUUGCUGUGACGGUGGACACCCUGGCCAAGCAGGGUGCACAGGGGGGCGGGCAGUGGUGGAAUUUGCCAACGGAUGUGCCAGUCCCUGUAGUGUCUCCCCAUAACAUGGGCAAGAGGCCCGACUUGCUGGCAUUGCAGCUGAGCGACAGCACCCUGGCGGAUAUCAUUGCCAAGCUGCAGGCCGGGCAGAAACUGUCAGGCUCCUCACCCUUCAGUUCUGUUUUUAACUCACUCAGCCUGGACAAGGAUAGCGGCCUGCUUCUGUUUAAGGGGGAGAAGAAGCCCAAGGUCUGGGUAGUCCCCAGGCAACUCCGGAGGGAUCUGAUUUUCUCUGUGCAUGAUCUCCCUGUGGGGGCUCACCAGAGGCCCGAGGAAACCUAUAAGAAGUUGCGGUUGCUGGGGUGGUGGCCUGGGAUGCAGGAACAUGUCAGAGAUUACUGUAGGAGCUGCUUAUUCUGCAUCCCCCGAAAUCUCCUAGGCAGUGAGUUGAAGGUUAUUGAAUCCCUGUGGCCCCUCAGGUCGACUGCCCCCUGGUCGAACCUGCAGAUCGAGGUGGUGGGCCCAGUCACCAUAAGUGAGGAGGGCCACAAGCAUGUGUUGAUUGUGGCUGACCCCAAUACCAGGUGGGUAGAGGCGUUCCCGCUGAAGCCCUACACGCACACGGCUGUGGCCCAGGUGCUACUUCAGCAUGUGUUUGCAAGGUGGGGUGUUCCCGUGAGGCUGGAGGCCGCCCAGGGCCCCCAGUUUGCCCGGCAUGUCCUGGUGAGCUGUGGGCUGGCCCUAGGAGCCCAGACGGCCUCCUUGAGUAGGGACCUCCAGUUUCCCUGCCUGACAAGCUCAGGGGCCUACUGGGAAUUCAAGAGGGCCCUCAAGGAGUUCAUUUUCCUGCACGGUAAGAGGUGGGCUGCUUCCCUGCCCUUGCUGCACCUGGCCUUCAGGGCCUCCUCCACCCAGGCCACACCGUUCCAGAUCCUGACAGGGGGUGAGGUAAGGCUGAGUGAGCCCCUGUGGUGGGAGAUGAGCAGCGCAAAUAUCGAAGGGCUCAAGAUGGAUGUCUUCCUGCUGCAGCUGAUGCGGGAGCUGCUGGAGCUCCACUGGAGGGUGGCUGACAAGGUCAGUGAAAAGGCAGAGAACAGGCGUUUCAAGCGGGAGAGCCAGGAGAAGGAGUGGAAUGUGGGUGACCAGGUCCUCUUGCUGUCCCUCCCCAGGAAUGGCAGCAGUGCCAAAUGGGUGGGCCCCUUCUACAUUGGGGACCGGCUGAGCCUGUCUCUCUACAGGGUCUGGGGCUUCCCAACCCCAGAGAAGCUCGGGUGCAUCUACCCUAGCAGUCUGAUGAAGUCCUUUGCCAAGAGUGGCACCCCCCUGUCCUUCAAGGUCUUAGAGCAGUGAGCUGGAGCAGUGGGUGAGCCCCUGCCCCUGAGGUCCUGGGCUGCUGCUGCUAGGCCUCUCACAGCCCCUGGGGGCCUCCGUUGUGCCUUUUGUAGAGAAGUUACUUCAUAAAGCUUUGCUGAAUUGCCUUGAACUGGGGACCAGCAUCCCUAGGGAAACGUCCCCAAUUUGGGGGUAUUGGAAGAAUCUGCCAAAGGCUGUCAGGUAUGGGCCUCUGGCAGUUUCACCUGGGGAGUGCCAAGCCCCCUUACUGAGUUAGGCCGGGCUCAAUGUCUUUCCCCCAGUAGCCCCUUCAUCCUGUCACACACGUGCAGGCGUAUACACACAGACAUGUACACACACACCCAGAAUCUGACUCCUGGCUACCUAACCAUGAAACAGUGUGGCUUGGGACCUCAGAACCAGAACCACACUCCCCUCAAACAGAAACCUCAGAUGUAGACUCCUCUCCCCGGACCUGUUCAUUUGGGGACCCUUUCCCCUGGAAGCUGACAGAGCUGAUGCAAAUCUGUGGAGUGGCAGUCUGUUCCCAGUGUCAUGGCCAGCUUUUAUAGGCCAGGCUAGGCCUGCCCAGCUGUCAAGGAAGAGCUGGCAGCCCUGGGCCCUGAGGCUCAGAGCUGGGGUUGAAGGAUGGCCAACCACAAAUGAGCAUCCCGCUUGUCAACAAGGAAAAGCAAGGGGGAGACUGAGUCAGCCUACCUCAUUUGACUCCAGCCAAUGGAGACAACCCUGACCCCUGCUGCGAUGGUACAAACCCCACAGGAAUCAAGGAUCUUGAUGCCAAGUGUGGCAUUUCUACCUGAAGAGCUGCUUCAACUAGACCAAGGGGCCCAGGCCUCUAUUUCAAGUGGGGAGGGUGUCUGAAAUGAGCAGUCUGGCACACGGUGAGGUGUUGGCAUGGCUCUACCUCCCUACACCACCCCAAAGCCCACAGCCUUCUCCUCCCACCUCCAUGGCACCCUGCAUUCCCCAGUUCCUACAUAGUGAGUGACUGCUGUGGUUGGAUCACCUCCCAUCCCCUGGACCUGCCUUUUGUGUAGAGCAAAACCUGGGCUCCCUCAAAGCACUCUGCAAUGAUCACUCUUGCAGCAAGAGUGAGUUCUCAGGUGUGUGCGCUUAUACUCAACCUCACCCUCUGCAUUGCUGCUGCCACAGACAGAAUGAACUCCAGUGAAGGCCAGCACCCUAUCCCUCUGCCUGGGCCUAUGAGUAGUUUUAUCUCUCUAAAGCUGAGCCAGUCUCCUGGCCUAGCUCAGGUUGCCAACAUACUUGGCAUUGCUAGAGUCAAGAGUAGAACCUGCCAUAGAGUUGAAUUUGCUUGUUUUACAACCAAGGAAAGGCCCAGAGGGGAAAUGACUUGCCCAAAGUCACAGCUAGUUCGUGGCUGAGCUGGGACCAAGAUUAAGUUUCUUGACUCCGUUCGCCACAGACAGGGUUCUGGGGACAGGUUCAAAGGAGAGAAUCCCUCAAAAUCCUGUACCCAUAUUCCCUCCAACUCCCCAUCUCCCAUCUCUUGUAGGCAAACUACUAGAUGUUGCCCUUAAACUAUUCCCAGCUGUUAGUUCUGUCCAGGAAAGAAUGAUUGGGUGACAUGAGAAACUGAAAGCUGAGCUGUGGGAUUUAUAGUGGAUACCUUCUCUCCUCUCCCUACUUCCCUCCCCACCUCUCUUCCUCCUCCUCCCUCUAACGGUAUGGCCAACCUCAUUCUCCCUCCCAGUGCUAUACCUAUCCCCCCUGUUAACCACAUUUAUGAUCUUUUACCCUUUUACAUGACUUUUAUUUUUCAUUUGAUGUAUCAAUAAACAGAUCAAAAUGGA
Hipposideros armiger (great roundleaf bat) is the source of this 7993-nucleotide messenger RNA. It is a transcript of the gene NYNRIN, whose product is annotated as NYN domain and retroviral integrase containing. Gene Ontology annotation, molecular function: RNA-DNA hybrid ribonuclease activity; mRNA binding. Gene Ontology annotation, cellular component: nucleus; cytoplasmic ribonucleoprotein granule. The coding region runs from base 477 to 6176 and encodes 1899 amino acids. Gene Ontology annotation, biological process: DNA integration. The transcript is spliced from 9 exons. NCBI's taxonomy places the organism in Eukaryota, Metazoa, Chordata, Mammalia, Chiroptera, Hipposideridae. The record is from RefSeq and is a predicted model, not a curated record.